AAAACACAUGUCAAUAAAAUAGUAGAUUGCCAGGAGCAUAAAAGCAAAACAGGUUGUUGAAAAUUAACCUUUCUUGGAGAUCAGGUUCCGUAUUACACUAUUUGUUCAGCGGUGGUGAAAAAUGGGAGUGUUUUACUUCUUCAAACAAUAGAACAUGAGUGUCAAUAAUCUCGAAAGUCGUCUUCAGUUCAAGAUGCCCUAAUGUGAAUAUAUAUUCACUGAAAAAAUGUGCAGUUAUGUGGAAAACCAGAUCUGUGAACACCUUUCUCAAUAUCUGUAUAAUUAUUGGUCUGAUAACAUUGUUCUAUUAUGCAUUUUCAACAGAAGACAGCAAUAAUCACCAAAGACACAUGAGAAAAAUUCCAAGAAGACAAAUAGGAAAUCUAAAAUUCACCUCUUCCUCACCAAAAAACACUAAGGAGUACAACGUCUGGUUGAUUUUCACUAAAGUGACAAAUGCUUCCACACUCAUUUAUAAAUUCCGAGAUCUUGUACACAACCUGUUGAAUGUCAGCUCUGUACCACUUAAAUUCAAUAUUAUAGUCGACAGGGUUUCUCAAGGAAUUGCAGAAAAUCAAAUUGCCGAUGUGGUGUACGGAAAUAAGACUAUUGUAUAUUCCUUCUAUGACAUCGAAGAAAGUGCUAAAAAAAUACAAGAUAUUGUUGAAGUUAUGACACCCCAUUUCAGUUCAAAACCAGGUACUUACUACAGCGAUGCCUUAUUUUACAUUUCUUUGGGAUUGUAUAGAAUUGCACCAUUGAAUCAAAACAUAGCAAUAUUACUUGAUUGUGAUCUGUAUUUUAAAAAAGAUAUAGGUCUGUUGUUCAACGAAUUUGAUGAGUAA
Messenger RNA from Leptinotarsa decemlineata (Colorado potato beetle), 845 nucleotides. RefSeq names its product Xyloside xylosyltransferase (gene Xxylt). Gene Ontology annotation, cellular component: endoplasmic reticulum membrane. Lineage: Eukaryota; Metazoa; Arthropoda; Insecta; Coleoptera; Chrysomelidae. The record is from RefSeq and is a predicted model, not a curated record. Gene Ontology annotation, molecular function: xylosyl alpha-1,3-xylosyltransferase activity. Gene Ontology annotation, biological process: protein O-linked glycosylation via N-acetylgalactosamine.